GGAAAUUUGUGUAGAGCAACCAAUCAUUGAUUAACAAAGGAGAACCUGGCGCAGAGCUUUCGGUAGAUUCAAGCUAAUUGCGUUCUGUUCUUACUUUAUUUAAUACUGCUGUGCAGUUCCUGUUCAUAGGAAAGGCUCUUUUAAUUAGUUUGAAGAAUGGGUAGGAGCAGGAGCCGAACUCCGCCGAGACGAGAGAGAAGACGGUCCCGCUCUACGUCACGGGAACACGAGCGCAGGCGAAGAGACAGGGAGCGCUCUCGCUCUAGGGACAGGGACAGAGACCGCCGCAGAUCUCGUUCACGCUCACCACACCGAAGGCGCUCCAGGACCCCUCCCAGGCGCCACCGCUCCUCCUCCCUCUCUCCUGGAAGGCAGAAGGACAGACGUGACGAUGAGCGGAAAGAGGGGAAGGAUAAAGCCGGGAAGCCUAUUCAGAUCUCAGCGGAGGAUAUGGAAGGCAAAACGGAGGAGGAAAUUGAGAUGAUGAAAUUGAUGGGAUUUGGUUCUUUUGAUUCAACCAAGGGGAAGAAAACGGAUGGAUCAGUUAAUGCAUAUGCAGUCAACGUUACAAUGAAGAGGAAAUACAGGCAGUACAUGAACAGAAAAGGAGGAUUUAACAGACCACUGGACUUCAUCGCUUAAAGGUGUCAACAGCUUGUCUUUAACAAGCAGUUUUUUUUCCCCUGAAGAGGACAAGGACAAUAUAGAUCUAUCUCCUAUUAAAUUUAUGUUAUUAUACAGCUUUUUUGUUUUUUGCUUUUACUGACCAUAUGUUGUAAAUAGUUAUACCUCCAGUCCUUCUCAGUUCAGAGCAGAUGUGGUAAUGGAGUAUUUUGUUGUGGAAAUUUGUUCUGUAUUCUUAAUAAAUUUUAAAAUGUUGACUAUCUGUAAAAGUCUUUUUUUAGUCAUCUAAAGCUUUAUUCUUAAAUACAUCCUUAAAACUUUC
This is a messenger RNA of Cyprinodon variegatus (sheepshead minnow), 946 nucleotides long. It is a transcript of the gene snrnp27, whose product is annotated as small nuclear ribonucleoprotein, U4/U6.U5 27kDa subunit. The record is from RefSeq and is a predicted model, not a curated record. Lineage: Eukaryota; Metazoa; Chordata; Actinopteri; Cyprinodontiformes; Cyprinodontidae. Gene Ontology annotation, cellular component: precatalytic spliceosome. The transcript is spliced from 6 exons. Bases 157 to 642 code for a protein of 161 amino acids. Gene Ontology annotation, biological process: RNA splicing.